ACUACACCUAGAGAAUAGAAGGUGCCUUGAUGCUGUUUCGACCUAUGGAUCCUCAGAAUCUUUGAAGUAAAUCAUCUGGUUUGCACAAUAAAUUUGCGCAUCUAAACUAUGCUCAAGUCUACUUACGCCCCUCCUCCGCUGCCACCAGGGUGGACUGAGCACAAAGCACCAUCAGGGCACAUAUAUUACUACAACUCUCAAACUAAACAAUCGACAUAUACUAGGCCUCAGCUAGUUGCCGUCCAGCGUCAGCCGUCCACACCGACCGUUACCAAUGCCCCAUUUCUCACGCCCGAUACUCUACCACCUUUUUCAUCAACACCUUAUGCACCCCAUGGAUACAAUGUACAGCCGUAUGGGGCUUCGGAUCAUGGACAAGCUCGUGGUGGUUUCCGGGGAGGAAAGUCGUACCAUGACCGUCGCCGCAAAGGACCAGAGGACCGUCCAAAAUCCAAACAUGCCAUUCCUGGAUGCGAACCCUGGGUGCUGGUAAAAACAAAGCUUGGGAGGAGGUUUGUUCAUAAUACGGAUACAAAUGAGAGUUUUUGGAAGUUUCCAGCAGAGGUGAUGAAGGGCGUGGUAGAGUAUGACCGGCUAGAGCGAGAGAAGAAGGAGAAAAGUAUGCACAAAGAAGAGGAGGAAGAAGAAGAAGAAGAAGAAGAAAGAGAAAGAGAAAAAGAGGUAGAAAAGGCCGAGACACGCAAACCUGUGGCUGACGCGGGUGGUGAGCGUGAAAACUUUGAAGACGCCAUCUCUGGGAACUUUGAAGAGGACAGUGAUGAGUACGAAGAAGUCGAAGUCACAGACAGCGAGGGUGAAGGAGAAAGCUAUCCUUUGAAAAGAGCAAGGACUGGAAGUGAGAAAAACCAACAGGGGCUUGUCGAGUUCACUGAGGAGGACAUUGAAUACCAACUAGCAGCGAUGGGGCAAGAUUACGGGCUAGACCCUGGUGAAUAUGGAGAGCCCGGCGAAGAAGAUUGGGAAGAAGGAGCAGAAGGCCUUCCACUCACACAUGAAGACGCUGCAGCCCUAUUUCGUGAUCUUCUUGACGAUUACAGCAUCAACCCAUUCUCAACAUGGGAGAAAAUCGUCGAAGAAGGCCGCAUCAUCGAGGACACCCGUUAUACCGUACUACCAAAUAUGAAGGCACGCCGUGAGGUGUGGUCUGACUGGACUCGAGAUCGAAUCCAGGAAAUAAGAGAGCGCAAAGAAAUGCAGGAGAAACAAGAUCCACGCAUCAAAUAUCUUGCUUUCCUCCAGGACUACGCAACCCCGAAAUUAUAUUGGCCAGAAUUCAAGAGGAAAUAUAGAAAGGAACCGGCGAUGAAGGAUUCCCAGCUGUCAGAUAAAGAUCGAGAAAAGUUCUACCGCGAUCUGGUCUCACGGAUGAAAUUGCCGGAAAGCACUCGAAAGUCCGACCUCUCCUCCCUUCUUAAAUCGAUCCAGCCGCAUGAGCUGAACCGGGCUUCGAAUUUGGAAGCACUUCCGCCAACCGUUAUAACCGACCUUAGAUUUAUUGCUCUGUCACCCAAAGUGCGUGACCCACUAAUAGAGGCAUAUAUUUCGACAUUACCGGCUGCGCUGGCAGAGAACAUUACCCCAGAGCAGCGGGAAGAAUUGGAGAGGAAGAAAGUAGAACGUGAAAAACGUGAAAAAGCCUUAGCAGCGCGCGAAAAACAAGUGCAGGAUGACAAACGCAGGCAAAAGGGGGAGCUUGCUCGGGGCAGACAUCUCCUGCAAGAGGGUGAGGCAGAAAUCGAGCAGGCCAUGAAGGUCGGGAAGGCAGGGCUUCGAAGCUAUAUAAAGCCCGAAGAUGAAUAGUUUACAAAGGAGGAUUGAGUGUAGAAUACACGCGCUAUUCUAGCAUUGAGCAAUAAUCAG
This is a messenger RNA of Aspergillus ochraceoroseus IBT 24754, 1881 nucleotides long. Its product is annotated as FF domain protein. The record is from RefSeq and is a predicted model, not a curated record. Gene Ontology annotation, cellular component: nucleus. Lineage: Eukaryota; Fungi; Ascomycota; Eurotiomycetes; Eurotiales; Aspergillaceae. The transcript has 2 exons. Bases 109 to 1821 code for a protein of 570 amino acids. Gene Ontology annotation, molecular function: transcription coregulator activity; RNA polymerase binding.